AUGACGGAGCUGCUUAUAGCGAGUAACGCCGUGCGCACCGUGGAUCCGUACGAGGCGUCGCUCUUCUUCGUGCCGUUCUUCUCGGCGCGACUCACGCUGUACCAUUUCAAGGACUGGGAGAACAACAUGCGCGGCGCCGUGGAGGAGGCAUCCAAGGUGUGGACAGAAAUCUUCACAACAGUGCGCCGGAACUACCCCUUCUUCAACCGCACCAACGGCCGAGAUCACUUCAGCAUCCUCACGCUCGAUCACGGCCGUUGCCACUCGCUCACGUUCGUGGACCCGGGCCUCGUGGGCGAGAUGUUCUUUGUGACUUAUAACGGGGACAAACUCGUUAGGAGUGUACACGCAAGCAAGGAGCGCAACAUGCAGGCCAUAACAUACAACUACAAGAUCCCAGUGGACCCAUCACUACCAGACAUCCCCUGCUACCUGCCCGAUCGAGACAUUGUCGUGCCCGUGCUUGUUGCCAAGGGGCUGCCACUGGUGGCGCCGUGGGAGGGUGAGAGGGAUCGCGCUGUGCUGUUCCGGUUUGGAGCAGGGCAGCACCAUGGCGUGCCGAUAUGGCAUCACGGGCACCAGAUUCGGAAAGAGUUGCUGGAGCUGUACACGCAUGCAGGGUACGAGGGGUGGGACUUUGCAGAGAAGGGCGAGGGGGACACGGAUCCUGACUGGCGGAGGGCUGUCUUCUGCAUCUGCCCGCCCGGCCACUCCCAGUGGACCAGCCGCCCCUUCAAGGCAUUGAUAUCCGGGUGUAUCCCGGUCACAUUUUUCCGAGAGCACGACAACCCGUGGCAGGACGAACUGGAAUACUCCUCCUUCUCCAUCAACAUCGAUCCCGACAACAUAUGGCAGCUCAAGGAGCGUAUUGAUGCAGUCAGGAACCAGCCAGAGCUGCUCCAGAGGAUGCAGAAGAACGUCGUCGGGGUGCAGGUGGGUGUGUUGGGUUGGGGUGCUCCUGGUGCAGGUGGGUGUGUUGGGUUGGGGUGCUCCUGGUGCAGGUGGGUGUGUUGGGUUGGGUUCCCUCAGGUGGAUGCAGCAGGCAUGUGUUGGGGCGUGUGUUGGGUACCCUUGCUAUAG
Molecule: messenger RNA, 1080 nt
Organism: Closterium sp. NIES-65
Lineage: Eukaryota; Viridiplantae; Streptophyta; Zygnematophyceae; Desmidiales; Closteriaceae
Source: the annotation of a GenBank genome assembly